UCGAAGGAAUACAUGUUAUUUUUUCUUCUUCCAUCUUCUCUUCUGUGAGUCAAGGUAACUUAACCUCACUUACGGAAGAUAAACAAGUUAUCAGAGAAAAAUUCUUAUUUUAUUCAAAUUAUAAGCAGAAAUUAAAUCAUCUUCAAACUCUGCAGUUUCACCCGAAGAGUUAAUAAAUUAAUCAAAAUACAAAAAACCAUGGAUGAUGGAGAUCCCAAGGAAUACCGCUGGGAAACCGGCUACGAAAAAACAUGGGAAGCAAUCAAGGAAGACGAUGAUGGGUUCCUUGAAGCUUCUGUUGCUGAUAUAAUCCAAAGAGCUAAAAGGAAAAGACAAAAUACAAAAGGAUAUGGAACUAAGCUUGGAAUGAUGAGGCACUUCUAUAUUAUAUUGGAUUGUUCUGAAUCAAUGUCUAGUCAAGACUUAAAACCUACUCGACUCAUUUGUACAUUAAAGCUUCUGGAAGGUUUCAUGGAAGAAUUCUUUGAUCAAAAUCCUAUAAGUCAGAUUGGAGUUAUCAUAAUGCAUAACAAGAGGGCAGAAAAAAUUGUUGACCUUGCAGGUAAUGCAAAAAAACAUAUUAAAACAUUGAAGACACUGAAUAAAACAUCAUUGGUGGGGGAACCUUCCCUUCAGAAUGGGUUGGAGAUGGCUUUCAAAUCACUGAAAUUACUACCUACUCACGCAAGUAGAGAAAUAUUGAUUAUUAUGGGAAGUCUCACAACGUGUGAUCCAGGUGAUAUCAAUACAACAAUCAGUGCCUUGAAAACAGAGGGAGUUAGAUGUUCUGUUAUAGGCUUGGCAGCUGAAGUACAUAUCUGUAAACAAUUAGCAAAAGAAACAGGUGGAACAUAUAAUGUUAUUUUGGAUGACUGUCAUUUUAAAGACUUAUUGUAUCAGCAGAUAGAUCCCCCACCAGCUGCCAGCGGGCUGGAAUCUAGUUUGAUCAAAAUGGGAUUUCCUCAUCAAAUGUCUGUUGAAGGAACUGAAGAACCAUUAACUAUGUGUAUGUGUCACGUUGAUAGCAUAGAUGAGGGCAGCAAACUAACAACUGGUGGUUAUUAUUGCCCACAAUGUUACAGUAAAUAUUGUGAACUUCCAGUAGAAUGUCGAUCUUGUGGACUAACUUUAGUUUCUGCUCCGCAUUUAGCUAGAUCUUAUCAUCACUUGUUCCCUGCAGCAAACUAUCAAGAAAUUGAGUAUGAGAAACAAUCAGAAAUUUGUUUUGCAUGCCAGAAGCUAUUUAAUGAAUCGGAUAAACAGAUAUACAAGUGCCCAAAUUGUCAGAAUUUUUACUGCAUUGAUUGUGAUAUUUUUGUCCAUGAGACGCUCCAUACAUGUCCUGGAUGUGCCACAAAUCCUUCUACAUUCCAAAUAACACAAACAGGUUAAAUCGAAUUGCAAGAGAUUUUAUUCCAUCUCUACCUUUCUAUUUUUCACCAAGGACAAUUGUUGAUUACUAGAAUAGAAACCAUUUGGAGAAA
This is a messenger RNA of Coccinella septempunctata (seven-spotted ladybird), 1484 nucleotides long. RefSeq names its product general transcription factor IIH subunit 2 (gene Ssl1). The record is from RefSeq and is a predicted model, not a curated record. The transcript has 7 exons. Gene Ontology annotation, biological process: DNA-templated transcription; regulation of transcription by RNA polymerase II; nucleotide-excision repair. Gene Ontology annotation, molecular function: zinc ion binding. Gene Ontology annotation, cellular component: transcription factor TFIIH holo complex; transcription factor TFIIH core complex. Bases 199 to 1392 code for a protein of 397 amino acids. NCBI's taxonomy places the organism in Eukaryota, Metazoa, Arthropoda, Insecta, Coleoptera, Coccinellidae.